AUGCAGACACGGUUUGAUAAGCAAGACCGUUAUUGCUGGCCUCAAUCCCUCAUUUUUAGAGAUAAGCUCUCUCCAAUUCAUUGGUCAGUGAACUACACGUACGAAGAGUCACGAACCGGAAAACUAAGUGGAAACCAGCUUGAGCCAGCUAUCGACACCACAGUGCCGCUCUCGUUCGAGAACAAAAUCAACAUCGCAAACAAUUGCGGUAAAGACGAUUUGUGUAUACCCGACCUGAAAGUACGAGCAGUGGCUGAUCGUGAGAAAUUCCUUCUCGGUACAAAGGACAAUACACUUCUCGUCAAUGUCACAGUGCAGAAUGGAGGAGAAGACUCAUAUGAAACGAAGCUCUUUUUCGAUGUGCCUAAAGGAUUCGAAUAUAGCGGAGUUGUGUCUACUGAUGAAAAGACGGCGCCAAGUUGUUCGCCAACCACCGAGAAGCCGGAUGAGGAUGGACGGUGGACCUUUGCUUGUGAACUUGGUAAUCCGCUGCCGCAGCAGAAAACGCUCUCCACUACGGUCCGAAUCACGGCCAAUGAGAAGGAUCCUCCCGUAAAACCGAUUGAAAUACGAGCUUUCGUGAACAGUUCGAAUGAAGAAGUAGAAGACACAGAAAACGACAACUACGUAUCGUUCACAAUCCCCGUUGACUUCAGAAAUCAACUCACUCUCAAUGGACGUUCGAACCCUGAACAGAUAGAUUUCUCCACGAGAAACAGAACGCCAGAGGAUGUUUUCGAUGACACUGAGAUCGGUCCUGUAGUCAGCCAUUUGUAUCAGGUAUCAAACCGAGGUCCAUCAGUUGUUGAUGCAGCAACGCUCGACAUCUUCUGGCCUUCAUUCUCGGCAGACGGCGGACACCUGCUUUACAUUAUCACUGAUCCUGUGAUCAGCGACCCAUCGAAGGGACGAUGUCGAGUCAAGCAAAUGCAGAACAUUAAUCCAUUAAAUUUAAGAAUAAUGAAUGAGCAUAUUCCUACGGAUGCUCCUCAUCGAAUUCACUCAGUGGAUUAUGAUAAAACCGAACACUUGGUAGAAGGUUCCGAAGAGAGACAGAUAUAUACGACACCAUCCCACAGAAGUGGUACUGGUGGAACAUGGGAGUUCAAAGAGAAGCCACAAGCACCUGUGGAAUACGAGUACAUUCCUGAUGAUGAGUACAUUGAUGAAGACGAGGACUAUGACAGGAAAGGUAGUCGAGUAAAGAGAGAGACGAGGCGAACAUUCAAGCAGAAUCCAGCGAAACUUAGAAGUGAAGAUAGGAUUGUACCAGAGAAAGCUCGUUUCUCGGAUCUUCGUCAAGCAGUGAAAGAGUCUAAAGAAGCGGGUGGAGCGAUUGACUACCAUGGAAUACUGAGCAGGGCCACUGUUGAUUGCAACUCUCUUAGAUGUACACACAUUGAGUGCGACCUUUCCAAUAUCGGAGAAGACGAAUUCGUCCUUAUUGAGAUUUUCUCUCGGCUGUAUACCAACACUCUGGUCGAUGAACGAAAUCCGGGAGGUGAAAUUUCGUCAUUGGCACUUGCAAGAGUCACGACUUCAAAACUCAACCUACCACAUAAACCUACUCUUGUUAUAGCGGUGACAACCUCUUUGAAUGCUGUUGAUGGCGAAGCAUCCGCCGCUGGCGUUCCAUGGUGGCUCUACUUACUUGCUAUUCUAAUUGGACUUGUACUUCUUGCACUACUCAUACUUCUGUUAUGGAGGUGUGGUUUCUUCAAACGAAACCGUCCGCAUGCAGAAAAGGCACAACGUACUGAAAAUCGAGAUCCAGAUGGACAUUACGCAGACACGAAGACGCGCUAUGCUGGUCUGGACACCUAUAAUCAACAGAGUCAUGGCCAAAUGCUCUAA
Molecule: messenger RNA, 1854 nt
Organism: Angiostrongylus costaricensis
Lineage: Eukaryota; Metazoa; Nematoda; Chromadorea; Rhabditida; Metastrongylidae
Source: the annotation of a GenBank genome assembly